AUGGCGAAUGAAGAUAUCGAUAGAUUUUGCGAAGAUGGAUUGCUCCAGAAAGAUUACCGGAAGCGUUACGAGGAAUUCUUAACUGGGGUGAAAGUAGCUACAAGAGGGAAAAAUACUAUCAAAGAUAGCUCUUGUUACAAACUUGAAACUUACCAUGACACAUACAGAUAUCGAAAGGCGUUACUGAAGGUGUUCAUUGACAAGAAGAAGUCGGAAAACUUCAAAUUGACCCAUAAAACGAUACCACAGUUUUUUCGCGAGCUUGAACGUUAUACAUAUACAGAAGAGGCUGCAGAUAAACGCAAGGAAAGUGAAAGCGGAACUUCUCUUAAUAUUCUUGGGCAGGAUGAUUUCAAGGUAGAGGGUGUUGUUAUCCGAAAGACAAACCGGGAAGCAUGGAUUUUGGUGAAUAAAACCUGCAUGUUUAAUGGAAAAAAGAAGUAUGAAAAAGUCGAGCUUCUUCUCGACCUUGAAACGUUUGGCGCAGAUGAUGUCAGCAGAGCAUUUCUUAAAGUGGGUGACAUUCUUGAGAUUGCAAAAGGUCCCAAAGAAACUGAAAUAGCUCUGGAGCCAGAAAUUAUUUGGUAGGUUGAGUACAUACGUUUUAAAAAACUGUAUUUGAGCAUAUAACAUGAUCAGGAACGACACCGCUUAACAUAUUAAUGUUAGAAAUGAAAAAGAAUUAUCCAUCAAUAGAAGUCUCUUAUCUAUUGCAAAUAAAAGACUUCCUUUGAUGGACAAUUCAAACCCUUUCCACCUUAAAAUAAGUUUGCAUAUUCUCUAAACUGUUCUCUAUAUAUUUCUUAAGGUGCUAACAAGGAGAAUUUGGUAACAAUCAAUAGCUUUGUUAGUUGGUGAUCAUUUUCUUUAUUCUCAUGACCUCCAUGUUUGAUUCUUGGGUGAUACUGUGAGGAGAAAUUAGAUGCUAUUCUGACCCUUGGGGUUUAAGUUGGGCAGUGACAUGGGUUAGUACCAUAAUACAUUACAGACCCUUAACUUCCAUAAGUUAUCAUCACCCAACUUCUCACAACAUGACCAGAUUGUUCAAAAGACAGGCAUUGGUUAAAUGAAGAACUGUUUCACCUUAAGUAUAUUUAAUUGACUUUGGAUGGUCGGCUGAAUAAAUGGUACCUAAAGGGUUGAUUUUUAUGCUUUCACUUUUCAGCUGUUACAAAUUAUCUGAGAAAGAGAUUGAGGCAUUUCUUAACCAUGUGCAUAAAGUAGAAAGUGAUGGGUCGUCUGCUGCUACAGCUGAGCUGAUAAGGUAAUUAAUGUCAAUAAAUAACCUGAUUGCAGGGCAGUUACUGGUAAAUGAAUUGUGUAUUUACUCAAUACAGAGAAUUUUGCAUGGCAAAAAACUAUCAGUUACAAGUUGACAACCACAAAACACCAAUUAUCCAUGUGCUUGCUCUCUUUUUUUUUAAUCACAUCCUAAUAACAAGUUACAACAACUGUAGUUAACCCUGCAAGCAGCAGAGUGCCACUUAUUUUAAGACAUAAAUUGGUUCAAUUGUCUUUCCAGUUCCCAGCUUAUUGGCUGAAUUUGAGUUACUUACUCAAACCCAGUUUUACUACUAGGUAAUAGUCCAUUUUACAGUGCUUGGUUGCCAAGCCUUUGAACAGGAAUGAGGCUAAGGGUCACCUUGUUAUGAUACAAACCUUGCUGCUUUUCAAAUGCAAAUUAAUUUGUUAUCAUGCUAACUAGAUACUGGUCUCUAUCACAACAAGAUCACCUUCAGCCUCACUCUGAAUCAAAGGCUUGGCAACUAAGUACACAACUAUAAAAUGGCCUAUUAAACAUAUAGAACAUAAAAAAUUCCUUUUUUUGUAGAUAAAAUACUUUAGACCACUCAAUUAUAAUAAUCUUUAAGUUUUUUCAAAUUGAAUUGCUUAACCUUCCAUUUAACUAACUGAAUGUUUGUUGAAAUCAUGAAAUUAUAUUAGGGCACAUAUAUAUCAGUGGAUGAUUCAUUCCUUUAGUCUUUAACUGUAUGUACUGAAACAGGUAGAGUGAAUUUCUAUAUGUUAAUGGGGAAAGUGAUGUUCAGAUGACCGGGUAUUUUAUUGCAAGUUAUUAAACUUUUAUGCACAAUAUGUAACAACUAUUCACCAAAGUAAGGGUGGCUGAUGAUGGACAUUUACUGAGCUUAAAGCAGCCAGGUAAAUAUCCACCAUUGGCCACUGACUCUGAUGACAUGCGAAGGUGAUCCAUUGUUUUAUUAUAUACUAAAACAGUAAGAUAGUAUGGCAGAAAAAGAUGAUUUAAACUAUAUGUUUAUGGGUGCAUUAGUCCCACUCACACUGAUGCUCAGAAGUGAAAGGCUAUAUUAAAGAAUAUUCAGAGUUUGAGUAACCAAUGAGAAAUUGUGCCUUCAGCACUAUAUCCAGUGUUUUAUUAUUUACUAAAAUGAUGUUAUUUACUGAAAAUUCACUGACCCUUAUAGCCUCACACUUGUUUGCCCUAACUUGAAGUUUUAGUAAAUUUUUCUUGUUAUUUGUUUGUUUGUUUUUCUUACAGUUGGGUGUUCUACUGAUUUCAGGGAAAUUGACUUAAUUUACUAUUAAAACUCACCAUUUCCCACCUGGAAAGGAAUUAAGCCUGGAGCUGAAACUGGUUAUAUUCCCAGUUAUUUACCACCUAUUCUAUCACAUUUCUGAAACAGAGUUUUCACAGUUCAAGGUUCUCUAGCUGUGAUCUGAUUGUUUUUAUUACCACUCAAAUUGUAAGGGCAAAAUUCUUUGUCUUCACAACUCCAAUAUGAGUGUUGAAACCUUUAAAACUGAUCAGAAGGUCCUAGGUAAUAACAAGUGGCUUAAUUGUAUUUAACCCUUGCAAACUGAAUUCCCAGUUUUCUGGGAAUUUGAAGGAAUUCUCAAAAAUUCCCAACUUAAUGCAAAUAUAUAUAGGAAAGUUUUCGUUUCUUUUCUUUGUUUUUCUUGUUUUGCUUCUUAACUGAUCUAAUUAAGUUUUGUUGCGUUGCUUUAAUAUAAUAAUGCACUUACAUUCUUAACAGGUGUCAUGCUUUUUGGGAAUACAUCCUUCAACAUCCUUGGGAAGAUUAUAGCAACACAACCAAGCAAAAUUUUGCCCACAAUGUCUUACUUAUUAUUGAUAAAUUAUGCUCCUGUACUCAGAGAGGAAUGCUACCAACUGUUCAAGGAAUUGUUCAAGAAUUUUCAAAGAGUGCCUUCUUCAAAUUGGUCCUU
Messenger RNA from Pocillopora meandrina, 3207 nucleotides. NCBI's taxonomy places the organism in Eukaryota, Metazoa, Cnidaria, Anthozoa, Scleractinia, Pocilloporidae. The record is from the annotation of a GenBank genome assembly.